AUGGACGAGUUAUCUUUAAUUAUUCAAUCAAUAAUUGAUACUGAAUUGGAUGAUCUUAUACUUGAUUUAGUUUAUGAAAUUCAUUCAUCACUUAAAGGAAUACCUGAAGAUCAACUUGAAAUAAAUAAUAAUGGUACUAAAACAAAAAAUUUUUCAAUACCAUUUUCACCAUCACAAACAACAGCUAUUGAAAAACAAACAUGUAUUUGUCCUCAAUGUGGUCAAUCAAAUAUCAUAGCUAUACGAUUUGCGUAUCAUCUAGCGAAAUGUCUCGGUGUUGGUCGACGUUCAUCUCGUCAAGCAAAAAAUCGAAUUGUUGAUCAAGUUAUGACUAUAACAGCUUUAUCAGAUGAUAGUCGAUCAAAUGGAGAUGAAUUUCAAAAUAUUUAUUCACAUAAUAUUAUACCAGAAGAUGCUGGAUCUUGUACAGAUUCGACAUCAAGUUCAAGUAAUAAUCAUCGUCGAAUGAUAAAUGAAGAUCAAGAAUAUACAGGUGAUUUUGAUAAUGAUGAUGAAGAUGAAGAUGAUUGGAAACCAAAAAAGAAAAAACGACGAAAUGCAACAGUCAAUACAAAUAAUGGAAAUAAAAAUAAAAGAAGAAAAAAGAAAGAUGAUAUUAUUGCUAUAUCACAACCUAUUGCUGAACUUGAUUUUCAUAAUUGUAUCAUUCCACUUGAUAAACUUAGUCCACGAACACAACAUACUGCAGUUCCGUUAGUAUCUUCAACUACAUCAUUAAAUAGUGAAAAUAUUUUUUUAAAAAAUCGACAAAUAUUACCAUCUUCUCCAUCAUCUCAUUUUUCUGCUCGAUCACCACUAAAUCUAGUCGAAGAUGAACAAUCAUCAGCAACAUCAAUUAUUAUGUUUCAAGAAGACAGUAAACGAUAA
Rotaria sordida is the source of this 888-nucleotide messenger RNA. NCBI's taxonomy places the organism in Eukaryota, Metazoa, Rotifera, Eurotatoria, Philodinida, Philodinidae. The record is from the annotation of a GenBank genome assembly.